Prionailurus viverrinus (fishing cat) is the source of this 7095-nucleotide messenger RNA. It is a transcript of the gene RGP1, whose product is annotated as RGP1 homolog, RAB6A GEF complex partner 1. Gene Ontology annotation, cellular component: Golgi membrane; Ric1-Rgp1 guanyl-nucleotide exchange factor complex. Bases 14 to 1393 code for a protein of 459 amino acids. The transcript has 7 exons. Lineage: Eukaryota; Metazoa; Chordata; Mammalia; Carnivora; Felidae. Gene Ontology annotation, biological process: retrograde transport, endosome to Golgi. The record is from RefSeq and is a predicted model, not a curated record.
UUCCGGAGCUGCCAUGAUUGAAGUGGUAGCAGAGCUGAGCCGAGGUCCUGUGUUUCUGGCGGGGGAGGCGCUGGAGUGUGUGGUGACAGUCACCAACCCCCUGCCCCCCACAGCCACUUCUGCAUCCAGUGAGGCUUUGGCCUGGGCCAGUGCCCAAAUCCACUGCCAGUUCCAUGCCAGUGAGAGUCGAGUAGCACUACCUCCCCCUGACUCCAGUCAGCCAGACGUCCAGCCUGAGAGCCAGACUGUCUUUCUACCACACCGAGGUGAGAGGGGUCAGUGUAUCCUUUCCACUCCACCAAAAAUCCUUUUCUGUGAUCUGAGGCUAGAUCCUGGAGAGUCCAAAUCAUACUCCUACAGUGAAGUGCUGCCCAUAGAGGGACCACCCUCCUUUCGGGGUCAGUCAGUCAAGUAUGUCUACAAACUGACCAUUGGCUGCCAGCGUGUCAACUCACCCAUCACUUUACUCAGGGUCCCUCUGAGGGUUCUUGUGCUGACAGGCCUUCAAGAUAUCCGGUUUCCCCAGGAUGAGGCUGUAGCCCCAUCUAGUCCAUUCUUGGAGGAGGAUGAAGGUGGGAAGAAGGAUUCAUGGCUAGCAGAGCUGGCUGGGGAGCGUCUCAUGGCUGCCACAUCCUGCCGCAGCCUCCGUGAGAAUCCUUUCACAAUUGCCCUCCCCCAUACCCCCAUAUUAUUACUGUCUCUGACAGAUUUUUCUAAUUGCCAUAUGCUUCUUGAGGAUUCACUGAUACUCAUCCCACAUUAUAAAGAAAAACCCCACCUUGGCCUCUGGCUCCCAGCCCUUGGUACUCCCCAGUGUGGACUCCAGGCUCAUAGUGUCCCAUUCUUCCCAGAUCUAUACAAUAUCAGUGAUGGCCGAGGAAAAGUUGGGACAUUUGGCAUCUUCAAAUCUGUAUACAGACUCGGCGAGGAUGUGGUGGGGACCUUAAACUUAGGGGAAGGAACUGUAGCUUGUUUGCAGUUUUCAGUAAGUUUACAGACUGAGGAACGUGUACAGCCUGAAUACCAGAGGCGCCGCAGGACGGGGGGUAUCCCCUCUGUCUCUCAUGUGACUCAUGCCCGGCACCAGGAGUCCUGCCUACAUACAACCAGAACCAGCUUCUCCCUCCCCAUCCCUCUCAGCUCUACCCCAGGCUUCUGCACAGCCAUUGUGUCCCUGAAGUGGAGAUUGCAUUUUGAAUUUGUAACAUCGCGAGAACCAGGGUUGGUGCUCCUACCUCCCUUGGAACAGCCUGAGCCUGUCACCUGGACAGGGCCUGAGCAAGUGCCCGUAGACACCUUCAGCUGGGACCUUCCAAUCAAGGUGCUGCCCACAAGCCCUACCCUGGCCUCAUAUGCAGCCCCAGGCCCCAGCACCAGCACCAUAACCAUCUGAAACUGACUCACCACGACGCUAUCUUUCUUCAGGAUACUGAGAACUCAGCACCUGGACUCUAUAGUAGGGCCCAUUUUCCCCACCUGGGUCCAGUGGCAUGGACAAUGAGAGGCAGGCUUUUAGCUGUAGCAUUAAUUUAUUUAUUCAGAAUAAAUUGGCAGCUGCUAGUGGUUUCCCUGGAAGUGGCAGCAGCAGUGGGCACUUAGCGGAAGGGUGAUCGAUUGAGUUUAGUUGGAGUGGGGAGCAGGGGCCCCAGGGGCAGGGGUGUUGGCUGAGCCCCAUUCGGGGUCAGGCCCUCCCCCUUUGCAGGGCAGCCGAGGGUCAGAUUUUUGCACCAGGGAGAAUUGACAGGUUCCUGCCUCCUGACGUACCUCACACCCCGCGGGGAAGUCGAUGGGAUGCUGAGACCUGGGGAAGCAAAGCAUGGGAAAGGAGUCAGCAUGGUGAAGGCCCCCUUUAUCCCUGCCCUGCUUUCCUUCUCUGCCAGCAUUCUUCCCAUGUCUUUAGUGCCCUCUUGUUCCCUGUGACUAAGCCCUGGCCUGCCAUAUAUGGAUUUUUUCGUUUCAUAGCAGAAAUAUUUUCUCUCCAGACCGCCCCCUACAUCCCUCACUUCGUAGCCUGCAGCCUUCUCUCUUUCUCUCACUCUUGUUGGUACCUUCAGGUUCAGCCAGCCUCAUACCUCUAUUCUGUUCAUUUUCCCACCACAACAGUCUGGUUAUACCCUGGCAGUCUGUGGUCACUCACGUGUCACAGCAGCCCACACCGACGGGAUGCAGACAGGUACAAUGGAAACAGUCCUUGCGGAGCCAAGACUCACCGAGGCUAAAAUAUUUCCCUUCAUAGUGGCAGGGGGCUAGGGAAGAACAGGAGAUGUUAGUGUGUGUGGGAGUGGUAGUGGCAGACAAAAAUCACUUGUGGUCUGCAGUGGGAGAAAGUAAGUACACAUCACCUCCAUAUUUAGUCUCUCCAAUUUCCGAGCUGGAGGGAGUCUGGGUUUUCUGUUAGAGGGUCAUCUCUAAGCCCCCCUCAUCCCAACUCCCUCUGUCCUCGGCCUUUCCAAAUACCUCCCCCAGCUUUACCUUGAGCUUGAAAGUAGCACUUGCUGUGGACUCCUGGCUGCUGGAGGAGCAGAGAUAUCACCAAGCAGAUGAUCCCCCAGCUUCCCAGGACUCCCUUUGCCUGUCCAGACCAGAGCAUCAUUAGGGUCAUUCCUGCAGCACAGCCCUCUCGAUCCCUUCUUGGCCUCUGUUCCAGACUACUCUGGUCUUGUCUCUUUGGCUUUUCUUUGUUUUUCUCCUUGAGUCUUAGUUUCUGUCUUUCUCCCCUGGGCUCCUGUCUCACACCAUCUCCUUGCCCUCUGCUCUCACAGGCUUGGGAUGUUUAUAAAGUGAGGACCCUGGCCCCCUGCUGAGCAGAGCUGGAAAAGCUGUAACUCUGUUUCCUGAGGUGAGGGCAUGAAAACAAGAGGUCUAGCUUUAACAAGCUGUGAGAGCUGAUUCAUGCCCCGGCACAGCGAGGGGGAGGGAGGUGGCCAUGGAAGGGGCACUGACUGGGCACUUCCCCAGCAAGGAGGUGGGAGGGGUAAGGGCCCCCAGGUGGUCCCCACAUCUCUUCCCUGACCUGGAGAGGAGGAAGCAUUCCCCCCCACCCCCAACACACACAUACACACCAGGGGUGUGUGUGCUGGGAUCCUUGCCUGGACCGGAGGGAGGCAUUUCCUGGGGAUGGCUAAUCCUGCGCUCCAGCCAAACCCAGGAGCUGCAGUAGGGUGCGACAGCCAGAGGCUCCAGGAGAGCGAACCGACACCUGGAGUGGGGAAUGUUUCUCUCAGACCCUAGGGCAGAGUCUCCCUGAAGUAUGCUAGAGUUGUGGGUGCUCCUCCGAGAUGAGGAGGUGGGUGUCUCUUUUGCACAAGCCUACUGGGGAUGCGCUUUCCAUUGCUCGGUACCCCCAAACAUACGGCACAUGCAAGAUCUUCCCUUAUCUGGGGACAGUUCUUUUAAAGAGGGACAUCUCUAAAUACUCUACUGGUAUGAGUCACUCCGGUUUCACAGAGGUGCCCCCGUUUCCUCUAAGAACGAGAAUUGAGGAGUCCUCGAUGUCCUCUUUUGGGUUUCCUGCAGGCUCUGGAGAACCCCAAGAUGGGUGAUUAAGACUGUAGGUUAUAGAGUCAGACUACUUGGAUUCAGAUCCUGAUUCCACUUAAGAGCUGUGUGACCUUGGGCAAGCUACUUCAACUCUCUAGGCCCUUUUCCUUAUCUUUAAAUUGGGAUAGUAAUACUAACUCAGGGUUGUUGUGAGGCUUUAAAUGAGAUGAUGCGUGUAAUGCUUUUAGCACUGUCCCUGGCACAUGAGCCUCAGGAAAUGGUAGCUGCUGUGGUUGGUGCUAAAGCUCAGAUAAAAUGGGGAGACAUUCCUUUGUUUGAAUGGUAUUGAGCAGCUCUGCACAGCUGAGGACUUCUGUCGGGGGCUGCUAUCUCCUAUCACAGACUUCUGCCCUUUGUGCAUUCAUGCUCCAUGUCACCCUUACUACCUCUGGUUUGAGAAAAAAGUGUUGGGGGUAAACCCACUUUUCCUAGGUCAGUCAGUACCCUCACUUCUGCCCUGGGAGAAGGUGUCAGUUUCUCAUCCUUCCAGGUAACAUCGGGACCCCUGCUUUUCUCAUUAGGAUUUUGAUCCAUUUCUUCCCAUCCCCGCUCAUGUGAACUCUCAAGUUCUCCUAUUUGACCACUCUAAUGCCAGCCAUCUCUUUGGUACUAAUGACACCUUUCUUUCGCUUUGCCAUACUGCAAAGACCUUUUUCUAGCUGUUCCUUUCCUGUCUGGAGGGCCACUUUGACCUUCUGUUUUUCCUUCUAAGUCUCCAGUCCAUUUUACUGCAAGAGUCUCAUUCCCUGCCACCCAGUGGAUCAGAUACAACUACUUCUGGCUGACCUUUUUAGAGGGCCACCCUGCCUCUCUCCUCUUCAUUCAGAAACAACUUCGUCUGUCCACCUCAGACUCCCUAUCUGUCCUCUUCCAAGUAAUGGCUUAAGUGGAUGGAGAUGCCAACUAUAUGUACCACAUGUUCACCCUAGUCAGGUCUGAUACCUUUUCUAUUUCAGAGGAGUGCCAAGAGAAAAAAGAAAAUUCAUGGUUGAAGCUGGGUGCCUUGAUGUAGGCUGGUGUGUGGGAAACAUGACCCUGGACUGCUCUCUUGGCUGGAGCAGGUGGAUUAGGAGUCCUUUCUAGCACAAGGGCCCAGAAAUCUUGUCAGUGGUCAGUAGCUCUGCCGCUACCUUUCUGGGGAAGGGGGGCCCUGCUGAUACCCUGGAAAUCUGGGGCACAGCCUUUUGCUCCUGCAACCUGGAGCCGACCCAGUAGGGGGCAGACACGACUGGGGAGCUAGGAAGCUUGAAGGUGGUGAUGAUGCCGGCAGGCAAAGGGGGCCCAGUAGGGAUUGGUGUGUGUGUGAGGUAAUGGGGACAGAAGUGGGGGCCACCUAUAAUGAAGAGGAGGUAGGCAUAUGGGCAGGAGUAGGGGGCUUCUUUCUAGAAAGAAAGCCGGGGGCUGAGUCGGGAUCCUUCUCACAGAAUUUGGGGGAGGGGGGCGUGUCGGAGAGGUGUUGGUUGAAUCCACUUGCAUUCCUUUUGGUGUGCACGUUCUUGUGUGCGUCUCUAUAGCUGCUUGGGCCCCGAGGCCACGCUUGUGGUUGCUGUGUGUAUGCUUAUGUGUAGAAGAGGUCAGUGGUUAGGGCCCAACUCUGAUUCCUGGGGCCGCGGCCGUUGGGAAUGCCAGUUGCGGAGGGGGGGGGGGGGGGGGGGCGCGGCCAGUAGGGGGUGAUUGGCGCGCGCGCGCUGGGACAGAAAAAACAUCCGCCGGAGGCCCGGCCGGGCGGCGCUCCAGCAGUGCCCAGCAGGCAGGUGCGCGAGGCGAGGAAGUGAGCGCAUUCCGGCCCCCCGGCCGCCGGCCCUCCGGUGAGUCACCGCCGACCCCUGCGGCCCGCUGCCGGAUAGGAGGGACCGGCCGCAGAGGGGAGAUUUGGGUGGCCGGAGCCCCUGAGGGUGGUGGUGGGGGGAACCCCUUCAGGGUUACCGUAGCGCUGGGGAGAGUAAAGGGAGGAAGGGUCCUGUGGGGUCGAGGUCCUGGUUUCACCCCAGGCGCGAAACCCCUAAUAGACACUGAAUACAGAGCCCGUGACUGAAUGGAGGCAGGCAGGGAGCCUCCCUUGGGAGAAUCUUGGGGCAGGGAGAAGGCCCCAGAGAGCUCGUGUGGGAAGGGAAAGGGGCCCUGGGCAAAACAGCAAGUGGGUGAGACUGUCUGGGGAGGGGAGGAGUGUGGGGCUGUGGAGUGAGAGCACGGUGGACUGGAGUGCUGGAGGAUCACAGCGCCAGUGUAGGCCUUGGCGAGCCACAGCCUGUAGAUGAAAGGAGACUUCGUAUCAGGUAGGAAGGUGGAAAUGGCCAGACCCCAGACAUAAGGUCUGCCCAGAGGCCUGUGUGCUCGGAGAGUGGAAGGUAGGUUUAGGGGGUGGUGGGACUUAAGGUUAGGUAGGUACCCUGUAGCCAAGUCAUUAAAGGCUUUGAAUGCUGGGGUGAGGAAUUUGGAUUUGGCCUUGCAGGUGGCAAUGACGGCCUCUGAGCAAGAAGAGUAGUGACUGACUUAAAGGCAAGGUUAUCUGUGUGUAACAUUACUGCCUCCCAUUCCGUCUUUGCUGAAGAAUUAGGCAUGGAUAUGCUAAUUUUUAUAGUCAUUUAACACUGUGUAACUGCAUUUAUCAAACGAUUAAGUGUUGGAUUUUUAAAAAUAGUAAAGUUGAAAAAUCUGAUUCAAUAUUUGAUUUAAAACCCAAAGUUGAGGCUAUCAGGAUUAGUUACAUGGCAUUAUCGUGCUUUUGUGCCCCUUUUUCUCGCAGUGACCUGAGUGAAUUCUGUUUCUAGUGCCUCAGUUUUGUAUCAGCACAAUCCUUCUAGUUUUCCCCUCCUUCAUCUUAUGGUCUUUAUUUUUAACCUUAACUUUCUUCUGUGCAGCCAUUUAAACUGCCCUAUAACCCAAACCAAGUAAAACAUUUCUUGGAGUGGGCACUGGGCUACAGUAUACAAAUAACCCAGCUUUACAUAUGUAUUAUAUUAUUAUCUUCUGUGCACAUGUAUGUAACUGUGGAGUUUCUGUGUUUAGCCUGUGGCUGAUAAAAAGAGAGAGAAAGCUAAAUCUGUUUUAUUCACAGUAGUAUUUAUAUAACAGUACUUAUUAGUCUGAUUUCUAAAAUCAACUCUAUGAUGGUAUUUGUCUCAGAAACUGAUGCUCAUUCUAUCAUAUCAUGAUCUUUAUUUUAUCUUGGGCUGAAGGCAAUUCCAAGAAUUAGGAUUUUAAUAAUUUAUUUUAAAGAUCUUUAAAUCCUACAGUUGCCUUUGGCCCCAAACAAGAAAAUCUGGGUCAGUUAAUUUAAAAAAAAGAAAAUGAUUUACUAUAUUGGGCCCUGCUGCUUUCUCCUGUGCUGUUUCAGUCCCAGCCCUACCUUAUUCCCAGUGGCUUUUGCCUUCAUUCCUUCUUUGCUCUGCGGGGCAUCUUUAGAGGAAAACUUCACACCAACUUCCUCUACCAUAAAUUCUCUCCCUUCCUUCAAUUCUACACUUCUCUUUGCCAAUGUACACCACUACUUCUUCAUUGAUUUUUUUUUUUUUUUUAAACCUACAGCCCUUUCUGGCUCUUUUCCAUCUUUAA